CUCUCUCUUCCUUUAGAAUCCACGCUGUUGUCGCUUAUCGGCUUACGUUCGGCGCCUUCGCCACACACACACACAGAAAAAGAGAUUGGCGGAAGGAGAGAAGAUCGGGAAGAGACGGGGCGGCAGGAUUUCCUGUUAGAAGGAAGAAUCAUAGAUACAGGUCGGAUUUUCAUCUUUGGAUCUGAACCUGGUACUGGAAACCCUAGACGGAGAAGUUCUUCAGCUUUGGUCGUGGAGGUUUCCCUCGUGUAGAUUCGAGCGCGUUGAGGGAGGGAGGUGGGAGUUCUGUACUUUAAUUUCUUUAUCCUGGUUGCCGAUGCUAUUGGCUGUUUUCUCAUGCCGCCGGAACCAUCGCACUGGGAUCGGAAGGAUCUGUUCAAGGAGAAGAAGUAUGACAGGUCGGAUGCCCUAGGGUCUGUUGGAAGAUGGAGAGAUUUUCAUCACGGAUCCCGCGACUUCGCUCGAUGGGGGCCGAACGACUUGCGCCGCCCUCAAGGUCAUGGUAAGCAGGGUGGUUACCAGCUAUUCUCCGAAGAUUCUGGUUAUGGAUGUACGAUUUCGCGCUCUAGUGAGAGAAUGGGGGAUGAUGAUAUCUGCCGGCCUUCUGCUUCCUUUGCAGAAGUAAAAUACGGGCGGAACAGCAGGGAAGGUAAAGGAUUCUGCGGUCAGAAGGAAUGGAAAGGAGCGCAACUGUGGGAGAGGGAGACGGAUGCAUCUUUCAGUCCGUCCGGCAGGCAGCAUGAGAUGAGUUCACAGAGGUCCGUCGAUGAUCUACUAACAUACUCAUCUCACCUUCAUUUUGACAUUGAAAACUCGUCAUGUGAUCAACUCAACUACAAAGAUCACCAUGAUAAGGUCGGUAGUAUCGAUGGCUUCGGCACAGGCCACAGACAUGACAAAGAUCACUCCCUUGGCUCGAUCUCCUGGCCCCUGAAAUGGACGCGUUCUGGUAGCUUGUCAUCGCGUGGCUCUGGUUUCAGCCAUUCCAGUAGCAGUAAGAGCAUCAAAACCGAUUCGGAUGAGACAAAGACCGAGUUACAGCGUGGGAAAGUGGCUCCUGCCCGGUUACCUUCUGGGGAUGCUUCUGCUGUUGUAAGUUCUGCUGCUUUUGAAGAUUUGUGUUCUAGGAAGAAGCAGCGACUUGGAUGGGGCCAGGGGCUGGCAAAGUACGAGAAGCAGAAGGUCGAUGGUCCUGAUGAGACUAUUGGCAAGAGUGGAUUGGUUUCAUGUUCGAACAACAAUCAUACUAUGCAUGGUCCUGUUCCAAGCUUCUCUGAUAAAAGCCCUAGAGUCACAGGUCUAUCAGAAUGUGCCUCACCUGCGACCCCCUCAUCUGUUGCAUGCAGUUCAUCACCAGGUGUGGAUGACAAACCAUACAGUAAGGUAGCAAAUGUUGAUAAUGAUAUGAGUAAUUUGAGUGAUUCACCAGCUCAAGGAUUUCAGAAUUCCCUUGAAGAGUUCUCCUUUAGUCUGGAGAAUUUGGAGACCAAUCCCAUGAAUAAUUUAAGCUCCCUACUUGCUGAUUUGCUACAAGCUGAGGAUGCAAGCUCUGGUGACUCUUGUUUUGUGAGAUCUACUGGUACGAAUAAGUUGCUGCUUAUAAAAUGUGAUAUUCUGAAGGCAGUGGAGAAGACUGAAUAUGAAAUUGAUUUAUUUGAGAGUGAACUUAAAAAGUUGAAUUCUGAAUCAGAAAUUGAUGGUUCUUGUUUAAGAUUAAGAGGAUCAGAAUCAUUGCAGUGA
Messenger RNA from Macadamia integrifolia, 1740 nucleotides. RefSeq lists its product as uncharacterized. Bases 337 to 1740 code for a protein of 467 amino acids. The record is from RefSeq and is a predicted model, not a curated record. Lineage: Eukaryota; Viridiplantae; Streptophyta; Magnoliopsida; Proteales; Proteaceae. The transcript has 3 exons.